CGCAGCAGAGUGGUUGUGCACAGUGGAUUGCAAGACGACGUCGGCUCUAGGCUUCUUGUUCGCGAUUCUUUUCAAGCUGAUUGCUGCAGUGAAAAAUUUGCCUUUCUGUGUGUUUUUUAUAAUGUUUGCUGCUAAAUCAUGAAUAAAAGUUUUCUGUGAGCUACAAGUUGAUGUUUUCCGACAAAUUUUAUCCGUUUUCAGGGAGAAAAAGAUGAAAAAUCAGUUUUCUAUUAUCUGUCGUCCAUAGCUGCGAACUGCGCGAAGUUGGAUGGUGACACAUACAACAUAAAUAGUGGCCUGACAAAAAGAGUAGUAUUCAAGAAGAAGCAUGAAAAGUAAAGUUCAAAAAAAUCAAAUGGAAAUAUGAAUUUGUUGCUAAAUAAGGAAGAAAUUGAAUAAUCAAGUGGCUACUAGUGAUUUAACAGUUUGGUUCCGGCCUGGUUAUUUGGGAGUACAGUAAUAACUGCGUAGCACACUGAAAAGUGAGUUUCCGAAAACAAAAUAUAUCUGAGCUCGAAGCGAUUAAGUUUGAGUGAGUAUUAUCAAAUAAUACGUAAAACAGCACAAAGAAUAAAAUUUUGAAGUUGUGGAAACCACCGCAGUGACCGCAGUUGCGCUAAAAAUAAGGAAUGUAAAUACAACCCAGUUUUUAGAGGACAGUUGAACAGAGACAGACGACGAUCAACCAAGGCGCGGGACGAGUUUGAGUUGUUUCGGCAAAUUAUGAUUGUGCGAAAGACCGGACUAAUCACUUGAAGUGAGCCGGAAUAGAGCUACCGCAGUGAGCUGCGUUUGAAGUGGAGCCGAAAGAGAAGCGUCAAAAUAAUGCUGGCACCAGGAAUCCGAGUCGUUCGUGGACCUAACUGGAUCUGGCAGAAUCAAGAUGACGGUGAAGGGCAUGUUGGAACGUUGUGCGAAAUAGGUCGUUCCGGAUCGACACAUUCGCCGGAGAAAACCGUGGUAGUGAACUGGGACUCGGGUCACCGGACUAACUAUCGCGUUGGCUACCAGAAGCAGUACGAUCUGAUUGUGGUGGAUAACGCUCAGAUCGGAGUGAAACAUCCGAACAUCAUUUGCGACGGUUGUACAAAACCGGGAAUAGCCGGCAUCAGGUUUCGCUGUGCGGAUUGCCCUAACUAUGAUUUAUGUGCUACAUGCUAUGGAAACGACGUACACGAUCUAGAGCACUCGUUUGUCCGCUACCAGACGGCGAAUUCUGUCGGUGUUCGUGUUCCGCCUCGUAAAGGUGCAAUCAAAAUACAGCUGAAAGGAAUUUUCGUAGGAGCUCGAGUUGUCCGCGGCCCGGACUGGGAAUGGAAUAACCAAGACGGUGGGCCGAACAAGACUGGGCGUGUUAUGGAAAUUCGUGGCUGGGACAACGAAUCGUGUCGAAGUGUAGCAAACGUAUCUUGGGCUUCCGGGUCAACGAACGUGUACCGGUUAGGACACAAAGGCAACGUAGAUUUGCGGUACGUUCAACCUGCUGUUGGAGGAUAUUACUAUAAGGAUCACAUGCCGGUUCUAGGACAACCCGAAGAGCAACAGCCGGUGUCGCCGCCGGUUCGGUCACACUUUAAUGUUGGCGAUCGCGUUCAGGUGGCCAUCCCGGAAGAAAGACUCAUGGCGCUUCAACAAGGCCACGGAGGCUGGAAUCCGCGGAUGGCCGAAUAUUUAUCCAAAAUUGGCAUUGUACAUAGGAUCACAGACAAGGGUGACAUUCGUGUACAGUAUGAGGGAUGCGCCAACCGGUGGACGUUUCAUCCGGCGGCUCUCAUUCGGAUUUAUAGUUUUAAUGUAGGAGACAUUGUUACCUUCAUCACAGAUGCAACCAAAAUGCAGCAACUGCAGAAAGGACACGGUGAAUGGGUUGAGACUAUGCACAAUGUGCUGGGAAAGUCGGGUAAGGUAAUUAAGAUCUAUGGGGACGGUGAUUUAAGAGUACAACAGUGCGACGAUGACUUAGCAUGGACGGUGAAUCCAAAGUGCGUGAAGCUUGAGCGGUCGUUAAUAUCGCAGGCGACAGCUACGGAACGAUCGAAUAGUAUGAUGGAUUUAAGUAAUCAACGUACAAAUGAGCACCAUAUGACGCCACUGUCUGGCCUGUCUGGGACAUCAGCUGCCGAUCGGCUCGUGCGAGAAGCCGCACAAGGAAAUAUGGAUUUCGUGCAGAACUAUCUGAGUGCCAAUGCGGAGGAAGUAGACUGCGUUAGUGGGGGCAAAACUUGCUUGCAAGUCGCUGCCCACCAGGGCCACGUGGACCUCGUGAAACAUCUACUAGCGCUGGGUGCCAACGUAAACGUGGUCGACAAGGAGGGCGACUCGACGCUGCACUAUGCUGCUUUUGGUAACCAGCCGGAAGUGAUGCGAAUUCUACUGCAAAACAAUGCCAACAUCGAUGUGCUAAAUUCGUCUCACUGUUCCGCGUUGCACAUUUCGGCGCAUAAGAAGCCACCGUACUGCGUUAAGGUGCUACUGGAAUUUGGAGCGAAUGUGAACGUGCAGGAUGCGUACGGAGAUACGGCCCUGCACGAUGCGAUCGGGAAGGAGAAUACAGAAGUUGUGGAGCUGCUUUGCAACAGUUCGACGCUGGACUUGACUAUUCGUAAUAAACGUGGUUUCAAUGCAUUGCAUCAUGCUUCGCUUAAAGGCAACGUCCAUGCAGCGAGAAACAUAAUCCGUCUGGCGCGACAGCUAGUCAACGUGCGAAAGGAUGAUGGCUUUUCUGCCCUACAUUUGGCUGCACUCAAUGGGCAUUCGAAAGUGGUGGAAGUCUUAGUGAAGGAAGGACAAGCUGAUAUUAACAUUAGAAAUAAUAGGAGACAAACACCAUUUUUGUUGGCUGUUUCGCAAGGUCACACCGCGGCUAUUGAAAAGCUGGUAGAACUGAAAUGCGAUAUUGCUGCCAAGGACGAAGAUGGGGAUAAUGCGAUGCAUUUGUGUAUCAUCAAAAAAGCCAAUCUUGUGCAGGAAGUGUCUGCAACUGAUUCGCCUAAGAUUUUCGAAAUGUAUCAAUCACUUUUACCAGUGGUUAGUGAAAAUCGACUAAUGUAUGCGUUGUUAUGCUUUUUGGCGAAAGAGGGCUGUCCGGUGGAUAUAAACUAUAAAGGAGCGCGUGUGUUGGAUUGGAUUCCUAGUCAACAGAUCAAGGAUAUUAUCAUAGGUUAUGAACGAAGUAGAAUAACGCGAGAAAAAGCAGCCGCAGCAGGUCCACCUGCAACAGACCGAUCACUCAACAAUUCGCGAGAUGAGGAAGAUGAUCAAUCAACAAAUCAAGUUCAAUCGAACUUAGAGGCGAUGACUUUGGUAGGAAAUAAUUUAGAUGAAAAUGAAGGCAACAAUUUACAGCCUGAAGGAGCUGCGAGUCCAGGAACCAGCGGACUUGGACAAUCAAAUCCUCCCACACCAGCAAGAAGAAAUCGGGGUCAUAAUCGAGAAGCAACCAUCGGUACCCCACCGCCACCGGUUCCAAGCCAUUCUAACAAUAUUGCUGUUCUAGAUGAUGAUUCUAUGCGAAUGAAUAUUGUAGAAGCAGUUGUAUCAUGUAAUGAACAACCGCAGCCGCUACAGCCGGGAGGUAUCAAUACACCUUUAGAUAGCCCAGCACGUUUUCAAUCACCAAUUCGAGCCUUAUCGCCUACUGUUGCUGCAGGCACUCCAGCGGAAACUGGCGGCACUUCAAAUAAACAUAUCAGCCGUCGGCAGUACUCGGAUAAGAAUUCAUCCUGUUCUCCAGUGGCCAUUCUUCCUCCAAAUCCUAGCCCGCCAGUCAUCACUACCACACCUCAGGAAUGCAUCGUCUGUAACGAACAGCUUCUUCUGAUUGUAUUUGAACCCUGCCAGCACCAAAUUUCCUGCGAAGAAUGCGGCGUCCGGAUGAAAAAAUGUUUAUCGUGUGGAUUAUACAUCGAAAGACGUCUUACUCUAGGAGGAAAACAACUCUUGAAUCCUAAGGAUACCCGCCUUCCAUCGGCUGACAGACUUCGCUAUCUCGAAAGUAAGAUAAUGGAAAUUGAAGAAACGCACUGCUGUAGUAUAUGCAUGGAGCGCCGUCGGAAUGUUGCUUUUCUUUGUGGACAUGGGGCCUGUUCGAAGUGUGCCGAAACGCUCAAGAUUUGUCACAUGUGCCGGAAAACCAUCACAAAGAAGAUCAACCUUUAUUAAGUGUUGGAAAUUUCUUCCCAAGCGAGCGGAGUGUUCCAACUAAUUCGCUUAGUUACCAAACCAGCUCUUUAUUACUUUUUACUCUCCUAAAUAAUCUUUGCUUCAUCAGUGUAUGUCGCUCCGUCUACGAAACAAAUCCCGUUUUUAGAUAGAUCUUUCCUAACUCAAUUGCUCAUAUGAAUAAACGUGCAUGCGUAAUUUUUUCCUAUAAAAAUAAUACGAGAUUUACUCAUCUGUGAACUUUUAUUCAUAUGAUCCUACUCUUCUGUAUGCUAGGUAUAAUGAGGGAAUCGAUUUUGUCUCCAUAUGUACAUAAACCAGUGUUCCAAUUAAAUAAUUGUAUUUAUGUACACGUUCUUCCAAAUAUCUACCAUGAAAGUAAAAGAAAGCUCUACUUUUUCUUGCGUCAGUAAAGCAUAUAUGAAAACCUACAACUCCUGUUUCCCGUGCCUCUCGAUUGAUUGAUGUUCUGCACACAAACUUACAAGUUUUUUAUGAAUUGUUUUCAUGUGCUAAAAGUAUGCCAACAUACCAAUUUGUAUUGUAAGUACCCGUUGCACACAAGCAAAGCACUGUGUUCUGCCAUCGUUUUUUUUUGUUUUUAUUUAUUAACUUACAGCUUAAUGUUUCGAAAAGGAUGUUUGUUUAGUUUGGCAAUCAUGAAUGUUAUUAUUUUGAUUUGUACAAUGCAGUUUUUUGAAAUGCGAAAAAGAAUACGGUUGAGCUGAACGAACAAAAAUUUAAUAUGCUUGGAAAAUUAUACAUUUUUAAUAUAUAUAUUGUCUUGUAUAUCAAAACACACAAACACGCGAUCAUAUAACCAUAUUCGAUUGUUAUUAUUAAUAAAAAAAUAUAAUGAGAAAUGUGGAAAGUUGUUUGUACGCACAUCAUACAUGAUACAUAGACACAUUAAUAAACUGAUAUUUAUUUCAUUGUAUAUCACAAACGA
This is a messenger RNA of Wyeomyia smithii (pitcher-plant mosquito), 5110 nucleotides long. RefSeq names its product E3 ubiquitin-protein ligase MIB2 (gene mib2). Gene Ontology annotation, biological process: protein ubiquitination. Gene Ontology annotation, molecular function: protein binding; ubiquitin-protein transferase activity; zinc ion binding. NCBI's taxonomy places the organism in Eukaryota, Metazoa, Arthropoda, Insecta, Diptera, Culicidae. Bases 826 to 4161 code for a protein of 1111 amino acids. The record is from RefSeq and is a predicted model, not a curated record. Gene Ontology annotation, cellular component: cytoplasm. The transcript has 6 exons.